CUCUGGAUGCUCCACCCAUUGCCCCUCUCAUCCAAUAUUCAUGGCAGUUUCUCCACCUCUAAUGUCUCCAUCACCCAGAAACUCACCCUUCUUCUCUUCACCUCUCUGCAUCUACAGGCUACCCUAAACAUCGCCUCCCAUUACUUCACCACCCGUCUCCUCCUCCAAUUAUGGCGGCGGCAGAGCCCUCCAGCAGCCGGCGGAAUUCCAACACCCAGCUCUUACAAGAGCUAGAGACCCUCAGCCAAUCCCUUUACCAGGCACACACCACUAGAAGAACUGCAUCUCUUGUUCUUCCUCGAAACUCAGUCCCUCCUUUGUCAUCAGAUGAGGGAGCUGGCACCACGAGGAAUGACGAAAACAUCAAUCCGAAACCGCGGCAGAGGCGCAUGUCCUUGUCGCCGUGGCGUUCUAGGCCGAAGCUUGACGAUGAGAAGAAGCAAAGAGAAAGAGACAAGGAUGAACCUGCACCUCUUCAGAAAGGGUCGACGAAGUUGAAUGACAACCUAGCUUCUUCAGACAAGAAAGGGCUCUGGAAUUGGAAACCAAUUCGGGCUCUCUCGCAUAUUGGGAUGCAGAAGCUGAGCUGCUUGUUCUCUGUUGAAGUUGUAACCGUCCAAGGCCUCCCUGCUUCGAUGAACGGGCUCCGGCUUUCGGUGCGCGUUAGGAAGAAGGAAGCUAAGGAUGGAGCGGUUCAAACAAUGCCGUCAAGGGUGUCUCAGGGAGCCGCGGAUUUUGAAGAGACCAUGUUCAUUAGGUGCCAUGUUUAUUGCACACACGGGGGAGGGAAGCAGAAGCUUCAGUUUGAGCCUCGGCCAUUCCUGAUUUACGUUUUUGCAGUUGAUGCUGAAGAGCUUGAUUUUGGGAGAAGCGCUGUGGAUUUGAGCCUCUUGAUCCGGGAAUCCAUAGAGAAGAACUCGCAAGGGACGAGGGUUCGUCAGUGGGACAAGAGUUUCAACCUAUCGGGGAAGGCAAAGGGAGGAGAACUUGUUCUGAAACUAGGAUUUCAGCUCAUGGAAAAAGAUGGGGGCAUUGGAAUCUACAAUCAAGAUGGAGGACAUAAGUCGGGAAAAGGAAGACUCUUCUCGUCUUCUUCCACUGCCCGCAAGCACUCCAAGGCAUCCUUCAGCAUCCCCAGCCCAAGAAUGUCUAGUCGAGCAGAAGCAUGGACGCCUUCUCAGAUAGGAGCAGCUGCAGAUUUUCAUGGGAUGGAUGACCUGAAUCUCGAUGACCCGGCUCCUGUGCCUUCGACUUCGCCUUCUGUUCAGAAAUCAGAAGAAUUAGAACCAAAGAUAGAAGAUAUAGAACUCCCGGAAUUUGACAUCGUCGAUAAAGGAGUUGAGGUUCAAGAGAGAAGAGAUCAGGCGGAUGAAGCAUUAUCUGAAGAAAACUCUGAUAAAAGGUCAGUCUCAAGUGAGGUUGUCAAGGAAACUGUGCACGACCAAUUCCACCUGACGAGAUUGACCGAGCUUGAUUCCAUUGCUCAGCAGAUAAAAGCUCUUGAAUCUGUGAUGGCAGACCUGAAACCUGCCAAAACAGAAGAAGAACUUGCGUCAGAAAGAUUGGAUGCCGAGGAAGAAACAGUGACAAAGGAAUUUCUUCAAAUGCUUGAAGAUGAAGGGGCUUCCCAAUUUGAACAUUGUGAGCUCGAUAUUCCUUUGAAGCUAGAAGGAGCUGAAGACUCAAAGGAGGCAGAAACCAAGGUUUUCGUCCCAGACCUCGGAAAGGGCAUAGGAUGUGUGGUUCAAACUAGGGAUGGAGGCUACUUAGUUGCGAUGAAUCCUCUGGAUAUUCCAGUGGCAAGAAAAGAUACUCCCAAGCUUGCAAUGCAGAUAUCAAAACCAUGGGUUUUCCAAUCGAAUAAAUCAAUGAGUGGAUUGGAGUUAUUUCAGAAAAUGGCGUCAAUAGGACUCGAAGCACUUGGCACUAAAAUUAUAUCUUUGAUGCCCAUGGACGAACUCAUGGGCAAAACAGCAGAACAGAUAGCCUUCGAGGGUAUUGCUUCGGCAAUUAUCCAGGGGAGGAACAAAGAGGGCGCUAGCUCAAGCGCUGCCCGUACCAUUGCCGCAGUCAAAUCCAUGGCAAACGCAAUGAAUGCUGGCAGAAAAGAGCGGAUUUCAACAGGAAUUUGGAAUGUGAGUGAAGACCCAGUGACGGUGGAAGAGAUACUUGCUUUCUCAAUGCAGAAAAUAGAGGCCAUGGCAGUCGAAGCUCUAAAAAUCCAGGCAGAAAUGGCCGAAGAAAACGCACCCUUUGACAUUUCCCCAGUCACCGGGAAAGAUCAUAAAAACCAUCCACUGGCAGCUGCAGUUCCGCUAGAUGAUUGGAUAAAGAAUAGCAGCGGCAACACAACAUUCAACAGUGAAACUGGGGAGCCAGCAAGUAUCACAGUAUCAGUGGUGGUGCAGUUGAGAGAUCCUCUAAGACGAUACGAGGCAGUUGGAGGCCCUGUGAUAGCAUUUAUAAAGACAACGUAUAGCGACGAGUACGAGGAGGACAAGAGGUUUAAAGUUGCGAGUUUGCAUGUUGGAGGGUUGAAAGUAAAAAGUGGAGGAAGGAGGGAUGCGUAUAUGUGGGACAGUGAGAAGCAAAGGCUGACUGCCAUGCAGUGGCUGGUGGCAUAUUUUGGAUUGGGAAAGGCAGCUGGGAAGAAGGGAAAGCAGCACGCAGUGCCUAAGGGCCAGGAUAUACUGUGGAGCAUCUCCUCACGAGUAAUGGCUGACAUGUGGCUCAAGUCUAUGAGAAAUCCAGAUGUCAAAUUACCCAGCUAAUAAGGAGAGAGUUUGCACGCAUAUUUGUGUAGUUUUGCUUGCGCACAUACAUAUAUAUUAUAUUAUAUGAAGAAGUUUGUUACAUCAUUCUGGAAAGAAACAGACUGGAUAUAUCUUAAUAAAAGAUUCUGAGGGACGAUUUGGUA
Messenger RNA from Diospyros lotus (date-plum), 2917 nucleotides. RefSeq names its product protein PLASTID MOVEMENT IMPAIRED 1. Bases 171 to 2771 code for a protein of 866 amino acids. The transcript has a single exon. Lineage: Eukaryota; Viridiplantae; Streptophyta; Magnoliopsida; Ericales; Ebenaceae. The record is from RefSeq and is a predicted model, not a curated record.